This is a messenger RNA of Monopterus albus (swamp eel), 1332 nucleotides long. RefSeq lists its product as uncharacterized. Lineage: Eukaryota; Metazoa; Chordata; Actinopteri; Synbranchiformes; Synbranchidae. The record is from RefSeq and is a predicted model, not a curated record. The coding region runs from base 27 to 1112 and encodes 361 amino acids. The transcript is spliced from 2 exons.
AGUUACUGUUUUAAACACGAGUUAAAAUGAACGGAAGUACACAGACUGAGAAUAUCUUGGAUUUAAUGGUGGAAACGCUUCGUCCAGUGACCCAGUCCAUUGUCCAAACCGUGGCUGUGGAAAGGGACUUGGACGAGGACACACAAACACUGGUGACAGACACGACUCUGCAGGUUAUCCGAUACCUGGGUAAACGCUUCAAUGUGGCCCUUCAGAGCAUAACCGAACACAGCUCUAAAGAGGACGUGCUGUCCAGUCUGGGCUGUGUACUCCCUCCGAUUAUUGAUAAGGGUCUUAACAUCAUCAGAACAGAGGCAUUCAGUGCCGCAUCAGACCCGCUGGCGACCCUGACCACACAUGAGGUUACAGAAGUUGUAACCGGAGCCCUGUCUGGCAAAGACACGGCGGAGCCCGUCAAAGAACCGCAUGUCAGUCUGCCGGGGAAAAUUUGUGCCACGAUUCGUUAUGUCUUACAAAUGUUAAAGGUGAAACUACAGUCUCUGUGUAGAUGCUGUCCACCUACCGCUAAGAUCGGAACACCGCAGACCCCUCUAAAGGUCGUCAGCGUGAAUUCAGAUUCGGAGGAGGAUGAGACACAGACCUCAGCUUCCGGGGUCACAUCAUCAUCCAGCUCCUCUGGAGGCCAGGAAACGUCAGAGGAGAGCACGUCUGGGGGAGACGAAGCAGCUCAGGCGGUGGAGGCAUCAGGCAAGUCAUUCUCUUAUGGGAGCUGUGUAAUAGAGGUGUUCAAGAGCAUUGCACUUAUGAUAGUCAUUAGCAAACUGCUGGUAAGGCUUGCUAACAAAGUAGGUUUCGCAAUGACUGCAGAUCAAAUAGAGAUACGCGGUGGGCUACUGUUCGACAAAAUAGAGGCUCUCAUGGAGGCCGAACAUGUUGACUUUAAUGAUGAAGCACUCCAACACCUGGACAAACGUGUGUACAAGGACCUCUGCAAAAAAAGGAACAAAAACACGGUGUUUGAGUUGUUAGUGAGUGGCACAUCAGUUGAAGAUUACAUCGCCCACACUUUCAUAAAGCACAUGACUAAGCCACCAAAGAAAGGCAGUAAGAUCUGCAGGUGCUUGUCCAUCUGCAAGCACUUCCGGAAGUAGCUUGUCUUAGGACAAAGCAUUUCCUGGUGUUACGGGUUUACUCCGGGUACUCCGGUUUCUUCCCAUUUAAAAACAUUUAAAUCAUCACCCUAAAUUAACUGAUCGAUCUGAUUGAUUAAUAGCCCAGUAGAUUUUGGGAGGGGGGGAUCUAUUCUCCUCCUGUGGUGUUACAGGUUUACUCCGGGUACUCCGGUUUCUUCCCAUUUAAAAACAUUUAAAU